AUGAAUUCUGUACUUAUCAACUAUAUGACUAUAGUUGAUCCCAAAUUUCAAACUGGGAAGUUGUUAACAAAAGAAGGUGCAGGUCCUUCGAAGAACUCUAGGACUACAAAGAAGACUGAGAUCAUCAUUCCCGAACCAAAUGUUAAAGAAAUGAAGACAUCAAAGUCUCCAAAGACGAAGGUCGAUGAGGUAGUUUCAAAAACUGUGAUAAAACUUGUUCAACAUGUUGUUACAGAACCAACUUCAGUCACCAUUCCUUCGAAGACUAGAGUUUCUUGCAGAUUAAAGCUGAAGUAUGGUGGUUCUCCUACUUCGAAUGUGGUUCACUCAGAGAUGAGAAAUCUAGAAAGGGUAGAUCAUCCUGAUCAGACUACAGAGUUGAGGAUAAAUUCUUUCAAUUCCAAAUAUGUGGGAGCUGUGAUAGAAUUAACGAAUAUUCAAAAGGAACGACACACACUGUUAGUAAUGGAUGUGAAGAAGGUGAGAGAAGAUGUAUAUUUGAAGCUUUAA
Lactuca saligna is the source of this 510-nucleotide messenger RNA. The record is from the annotation of a GenBank genome assembly. NCBI's taxonomy places the organism in Eukaryota, Viridiplantae, Streptophyta, Magnoliopsida, Asterales, Asteraceae.